CCUCAUAUUUCACCAACAAAAUUUCACAAAGCCGCCGGCCCGGGCGAAAUCGAGGCGAGGAAGCUGCGACCGGCUGGAAGCUCACUGGGGGAAGGCGUGGAGGAGGUGGCUGAUAGUGCAAUCAAACAACACCUCCGUAAAAUGACGCAGAUUCUCAGUGCUCCAUUCUUCUCUUCGAAUGUACAGCCUUCGCAGUUAUUUCUAUAUUCCCAUCGCGUUUCUCUCAGAAGUCAUCACACCAAAAGCGUUUCCAUCUUCAAAAUCGAACGAAAGAUUCUCCCUUUUUCAUCGCCUGUAGAAUACUUUCGAGUUUCAAGCAACGUUCGUCGUCUGGCUAAUCCAGUUUGCAAGAAAAUGGAAGAUGGGUUUUACAUGAGGAGGUGCGUGGAGCUUGCCAGGAAAGCGAUUGGCUGUACGAGUCCUAAUCCGAUGGUGGGUUGUGUUAUUGUGAAGGACGGUGAUAUUGUUGGUGAAGGGUUUCAUCCAAAGGCCGGGCAGCCUCACGCGGAGGUAUUUGCUCUAAGAGAUGCUGGGAAUUUGGCUGAGAAUGCAACAGCUUAUGUAAGCCUUGAACCAUGCAACCAUUAUGGGAGGACUCCUCCCUGCACAGAAGCAUUAAUUAAUGCAAAAGUGAAGCAGGUGAUUGUUGGUAUGGUGGAUCCUAACCCAAUUGUUGCUUCAAAAGGAAUGGAAAGGUUGAAAGCUUCAGGAAUUGAUGUUGUAGUUGGUGUGGAAGAGAAGCUGUGCCAGAAACUAAAUGAAGCAUAUAUACAUCGAAUGCAUACAGGAAAGCCAUUUGUCACUUUAAGAUAUUCACUUUCACUCAAUGGGAGGAUGCUAAGUCAUCCUGGGAAAGGAGCAGAAGAACCAGGCGGAUACUACUCAAAAAUGCUUCAAGAAUACGACGGCAUUGUGGUUUCUGGCGAAUUCUUAAGCAGAACCUCCACUCUACCUAUAUCUCUUGAAGCUGGAGCCAACCAGCCUUUCCACAUAAUUAUAGCUAAGAACAAGUUUUCUCUGGCUCUUCCCAGCACUACCAUCAAUUCUGCCGCUCCUGUUAUAGUCUUUGCAGAUAAAAGAAUUCGUGUAGAGCCAAAAUCUGAGAAAGUUGAAACUGUAUUGCUGGAGCAGAUCACACUGAAUUCGGUCCUGGAUUAUUGUGGACGUCGUGGGUUGUGCAGCCUCGUGAUAGAUAUCAGAGAAGAUAAGGGAUCUGUGACAGAGCUCCUUGAAGGUGGUUUUGAGGAAGGAUUGGUGCAGAAAGUUAUGGUGGAACUCUGCCCUGUUUGGAUCGGGAGCAGUGAAGCCUCAGUUCCUUCCUUCGGUCUGGAACUAAGGAAACUGAAGGAUCUGCAGUCAAAUGUCGCAAAUGAGAGUACAUUAGUGGAGGGAUAUCUCUCAUAGAUAUGGUAAAAUUAAUUUAUGUGCUGAAGUUCUUGGAAGACUUCUGCAUAGGUCCUUAAUUGGAAGGUUGUGAGGCUAAUCAAGAUCAUAUUUAUGCUUAGCUUGAAAUC
Molecule: messenger RNA, 1514 nt
Organism: Dendrobium catenatum
Lineage: Eukaryota; Viridiplantae; Streptophyta; Magnoliopsida; Asparagales; Orchidaceae
Product: riboflavin biosynthesis protein PYRD, chloroplastic
Exons: 3
Coding region: 142-1404 (420 amino acids)
Biological process (GO): riboflavin biosynthetic process
Molecular function (GO): zinc ion binding; diaminohydroxyphosphoribosylaminopyrimidine deaminase activity
Source: RefSeq, a predicted model, not a curated record